AGAAGCGUGCGAGGAAUUCGGCGGCUCCUCUACUCGGUACGGUUCGGUAUAAGUGGGCGUAUUUUCGCUGUUUCUCGGCCACGCCCCCUCGGCUGCAGUGAGAAGGACGUCCUGGUCGGAGAGCAGGAAAAACAAUAAGCGGCUGAGUGAAAGAGGUCCCAUUGAAUUCCAGGGUGUACGCUGAGAAACAAGGAGAGGGAUCAUGUCACCCAGUAAGCAAAUUCGAGUGCUGGUCCUCAAUGACAUGGAGAAACUUGAAAGGACCCUCUUCCGCUUGGAACAAGGGUUUGAGCUGCAGUUCCGGCUGGGUCCCACUCUCCAGGGGAAACAUGUGCACGUUCACAUCAACUAUCCAGCUGUGGGCGAGCGCUUUGAUCGGCACCGCUUUCACACCCUCGACUGGGUCAACCCCACAGGCAGAGAGGAUGAUUCGGAUAAGUUCUGCUCCCUCGACCUGCAGAUCGCCGGCUCUUACCAGUAUUACUUCGGCCAUGUAGAGGAGGAGAAAAGUGGUGGUGGAUAUAUAGUGGUGGACCCAGUGCUGCGCGUAGGAGCCGAUAACCACGUCUUACCAUUAGACUGCAUCUGCAUCCAGACCUACCUGGCUAAAUGCCUGGGGCCCCUGGACGAGUGGCUUGACCGGCUCAGGGUGUCUAAAGAGACGGGUUACAAUAUGAUCCACUUCACGCCGCUGCAGACUCUGGGUGAGUCUCGCUCCUGCUACUCUUUGGCUGACCAGCUGGAGGUGAACCCGGAAUUUUCUCCUCCAGGGCAGAGCUACACCUGGGCGGACGUGGGCAACCUCGUGGAGAAGAUGAAGAAGGAGUGGGAUAUGCUGUGCAUAACUGAUGUGGUCUACAAUCAUACAGCUGCUAACAGCGCCUGGAUAAGGAAGCAUCCAGAAUGUGGCUACAACCUGAUGAACUCUCCCCAUCUGAGGCCAGCCUGGGUGCUGGACAGGGCACUGUGGUAUGUGACCUGUGACAUCGCAGAUGGAAAGUACGCUGAGCGAGGCGUCCCAGCACUCAUACAGAGCGAGCAUCACCUCAAUGCCAUCCGAGGAAUCUUCUGGCAGGACGUGUUUCCCAAGAUUAAGCUGUGGGAGUUUUUCCAGGUCAAAGUUGAGCCUCUAGUGGAGCAGUUCCGGACUUUGCUCCAAACUGGGGCCAAACCGGACAGGAGUAAAACAGAUGGCAAGAAGCAGCUGAGGGUCAUCCAGGACCCUCAGUACAGACGCUUUGGAAACACAGUGGACAUGAAUGCAGCCCUGGAGAUGUUUGUGCCCAAUGGAAACAGUCCAGGGGCCAUUGAGGAUUGCUGUAACUGGCUCAGGAAGAGACUAGAGGAACUGAAUGCAGAACAGUGCAGAGAGGUCAACUAUCAUCAGGAACAGGCUACUAACUGUUGCCUUGGUACAGUGUCUUAUGAGCGCUUGGCUGGUCAUGGUCCCAAGCUUGGCCCCGUCACCAGAAAACACCCUCUGGUCACAAGGUAUUUCACUUUCCCGUUUAAAGAGUCGACUCUGGAGCACGACCUGCCACUCAUGGACCAACCAGACAAAGCGUGUCAUUUCCUGGCCCACAAUGGCUGGGUGAUGGGGGACGAUCCACUAAGGAACUUCGCAGAACCAGGCUCUAACGUGUACAUCAGGAGAGAGCUGAUUGCCUGGGGCGACAGUGUAAAGCUUCGCUAUGGUAACGGCCCAGAAGACUGCCCAUACCUGUGGGCUCACAUGCAGAAAUACACGGAGAUCACAGCCAAAUACUUUGCAGGCGUCCGGCUAGACAACUGCCACUCCACGCCGCUGCAUGUAGCUGAGUUCAUGCUGGCAGCAGCCCGUGCCGUCAAGCCUGAUCUGUACGUGGUGGCUGAACUAUUCACGGGCAGUGAGGAGCUGGACAAUGUGUUUGUGACUAGACUAGGCAUCUCCUCACUCAUCAGAGAGGCGAUGAGUGCGGGGGACAGUCAUGAAGAAGGCCGCUUGGUGUAUCGUUAUGGAGGAGAGCCUGUGGGAGCGUUCCUGCAGCCCAGCCUGCGGCCACUGGUGCCCAGUAUCGCACACGCCAUGUUCCUGGACGUUACCCAUGACAACGAGUGUCCCAUUCAGAUCCGCUCGGUGUUUGACUCUCUGCCCAGUUCUGCUAUCGUCUCCAUGGCCUGCUGUGCCACAGGCAGCACACGAGGAUACGACGAGCUUGUUACUCAUCAGAUCUCAGUGGUGUCAGAGGAGCGUUUCUAUCAGAAGUGGAACCCUCAGGCUAAGGCUUCUGCACCGGGAGAGGUCAGCCUGCAGUCGGGCAUCAUUGCUGGCAAACUGGCUCUAAACCGGUUGCACCAGGAGCUCGCAGCCAAAGGCUUCAACCAGGUGUAUGUGGAUCAGGUGGAUGUGGAUAUAGUUGCAGUGACCCGUCACUGUCCCAGCUCACAUCAGUCUGUAGUCGCCGUGUGUCGCACUGCCUUCAAAAACCCCAAACACCAUAAGUACUCAGACGAGGUUCCACCCAUGUUCAUCCCAGGUAAGAUAGAGGAGGUGGUGUUGGAGGCUCGCACAGUGGAGAGGCAGGCAGGCUCCUACAGGAAAGAUGAGAAGAGCAUUAAUGGCCUGCCUGGAUUCACAGUGGAGAUUAAAGAGCACAUCCAGCUGAAGGACAGCAGGGUGGUGAAGCAGGCUGGGGUGACGUCCAAAGGCCGCAACGAGUUUGUGCAGGAGAUCGUGUUCGAGCGCCUCACGCCUGGCAGUGUGAUCACUUUCAGGGUAAGUUUGGACCCCAAGGCUCAGGAGCUUGUGGGAGUUUUGAGAAACCAUCUUAUUCAGUUCAACCCUCACUACGCAGCAGGCAGUGUGCCGGACAAGAACGCCCCAGAAAUCCUGAAAACCCCACUGACACAGGUCAUGGAGAAGCUGACGCUGGCUGAUAUGAAUGUGCUGUUGUUCCGCUGUGAUUCAGAGGAGAAAGAAGAUGGAGGAGGCUGUUACAGCAUCCCUGGCUGGACAGCACUCAAGUAUGGUGGCCUGCAAGGUCUGCUGUCAGUGAUGGCUGACGUUCGGCCUAAAAAUGACCUGGGCCACCCGUUCUGUGAUAACCUGAGGCAGGGUGACUGGAUGAUUGAUUAUGUGAGUAACCGGCUGGUGUCCCGUGGAGGAACGCUCGGAGAGGUUGGUCAGUGGCUCCAGGCCAUGUUUGGCUACCUCAAACACAUCCCUCGCUACCUCAUCCCCUGCUACUUUGAUGCCAUUCUGGUUGGGGCCUACACCACUGCCCUCGAUGCCACCUUCAAACAAAUGUCUAGUUUUGUGCAGGAAGGCUCCUCUUUCGUGCGGUCGUUGGCUCUGGGCUCAGUGCAGAUGUGUGGAGUGGGUCGUUUCCCCGCUCUGCCUCCUCUCUCUCCUGCACUCACCAAUGUUCCUUACAGAUUCAACACUAUCACCAACCAGCAGGAGCAGUGCUGCGUGUCCAUGGCAGCAGGUUUACCUCAUUUCUCGGCUGGAAUUUUCCGCUGCUGGGGCAGAGACACGUUCAUCGCUCUGCGGGGCCUCCUGCUGGUCACUGGCCGUCACAUGGAGGCCAGGAACAUUAUCCUGUCAUUUGCUGGUACUCUAAGGCACGGGCUGAUCCCUAACCUGUUGGGUGAGGGAGUAUCUGCCCGCUAUAACUGCCGUGAUGCUGUGUGGUGGUGGCUGCAGUGUAUUCAGGACUACUGCAACAUAGUGCCCAACGGAGCCAACAUCCUGCAGUGUCCCGUCUCCAGGAUGUACCCCACAGAUGACUCACAGCCACAGGCUCCAGGCACAGUGGAUCAACCUCUGUAUGAUGUGAUUCAUGAAGCUCUGCAGCGUCACAUGCAGGGGAUUGAGUUCAGGGAGAGAAACGCUGGACCGCAAAUUGACCGCAACAUGAGAGAUGAAGGCUUCAACAUUGUGGCCAAAGUGAACCCGGACACUGGCUUUGUUUAUGGAGGCAAUCGCUUCAACUGUGGGACCUGGAUGGACAAAAUGGGCGAAAGUGAAAGGGCACGCAACAAAGGAAUUCCUGCUACACCCAGGGACGGCUCUGCGGUGGAGAUUGUGGCUCUGUGCAAGUCUGCGGUGCGCUGGCUGGUGGAGCUCAAUAAGCAGGGUCUUUUCCCCUACACCAGCAUAAACAUCCACAGAGACGGUUCAAAGCUCACGCUGUCCUAUGAAGACUGGAACAAGAACAUUCAGAACAACUUUGAGAAAAUGUUCUACGUGUCUCAGGACCUCAACGACCCCAAUGAGAAACACCCCGAGCUGGUCCAUAAGAGGGGCAUCUAUAAAGACAGCUUUGGAGCCUCCAGCCCCUGGUGUGAUUAUCAGCUUCGCCCCAACUUCACCAUCGCCAUGGUGGUGGCUCCAGAGCUGUUCACUGUUGAAAGGGCCUGGGAGGCUCUGAAUAUCGCUGAGAAGAAGCUGCUUGGGCCUCUCGGAAUGAAGACGCUGGACCCAGAUGACAUGGUUUACUGCGGCGUUUAUGACAACUCGCUUCACAACGACAACUACAACCUAGCCAAAGGCUUUAACUACCACCAAGGCCCUGAGUGGCUCUGGCCAGUUGGCUACUUCUUACGUGCCAAGUUAUACUUUGCCAAGAAACUUGGGAAGGAAACUUACGACAAGACGGUGUAUUUAGUGAAGAACGUCCUCUCUCGUCAUUACGUGCACUUGGAAAGGUCCCCUUGGAAAGGUCUGCCAGAGCUGACCAAUGAAAACGGUCAGUACUGCUCCUUCAGCUGUGAGACGCAGGCUUGGUCCAUUGCUACUGUCCUGGAGGUCCUCAACGAUCUGUGAAAUUUGAGAAGCUGAGCGCCUGCCUCAAGUCUUCCUGAAUGCUUUCCUCCAGUUGCACCUUACCUUCUUGGAGGCAGUAGAAACAGUAUGCACCUAGUUGCUAGUUUAUUAGCUAGGCCUACCUUGUCCUAGUCUUUGGCCAUUUUAUCAGAAACGCCUACAAAAUAGUUGCACUUUGCAGGUUUAGAGUUGCAGACUGUAGCUCAUCAGCCCCCUCCUACUCUGUUUAGUGGAAGGAGACCACCACUGACCACAUGUUUGAGUGGUGGAUCAUUCUCAUAUGUGUAUCUACUAAGUGCUAACUGAUGAAGUGGCCAGUGAGUGUAGGUAGAACGUAGGUGUAUCUAAUAAGCUAACAGCUCUGUGUGUGAUAUAGUAUGUGCACUGUAUGGUACAAAAGGUUACACAAACCUGUGUUCUGCCAGUAUAAUUAGGAAGUCUAAUUCUUGGUCUAACCCACUUCAUGUAUUGCAAACACAAGCUGAAAGAGCCUCAGGAGCUGAAUUUAAGAGUCAGUGAUGCCUCUGUUUAGCGGUGGCAGUCCAGUGGGCAUUUUUUUUGUUAGGUUGUCGAAUGCAUUUACACUUGUAUAACAUCUUGCUAAAUACAUCUCUGAGCUAAUGAUGAGGUUUGUGUUCAGUUUUAAAUGUGUUUUAAAUGCUUAUUAGGUACAUUUACACCUGCAUUGUUAUGUGUAUUGUCUCAAUCCGGAUAUAAUCCUGAUACGACGCAUGAAGCUGCUAGGUGUAAACAAGGUAUUGGUUAAGGCUUACCCAAAAUGGAAAUUCCAGAGUUUUUGCCAAAUUUCUGCAUAAUAAAUCAUCAAGAUGUAAGCAAAGUCAUUUACGGUGAUGGUUCAUUGUAGAGAAACUGACUGACUCUGAUUUCUUACAGUGGAGGUGAUAGGAACCAGGGGUCACCAUGACUACAACAGAAAUAUAGCCACUUUCUUUACUAUCCACAACCAACAGUGAACCUAAACAAGACUCCUGCCGCACAACACCCCGCAUGUACCCCCACCCACUCUCACCAUGAAUGUAUUAUAACAAAAUAUGUUUUUGGCUCAAAAACCAUCUCAAAACUGUCAAACAGUUUAUUCAUAAGGCAGUGAAUUCAUAACUGUUUCCUUAGAUAGCUGUCUGUGAGGGGGCUUUUAUAGGUGGACGUCUGGUUCCUAUCACCACCACUGUGAACAAUUUUGACUCAACAGAGCAUUUCACACCAGACCACUCUGAACGACUCUGUUUACAUACUAACCAUUUAAUUCAGCAGGAAUUUUGAAAAAUCUGUGGGGUUCCCCUUUAACAUGGAAUGCCCUCUAAGUAAUUGGAUUGAUUGCUGUAGUCUUGCUACUGUUUGUGUAACUGUGUGUUUUGUGGUUUUGGUAGCAUUGAACCUUUCACUGUGUUUACUUUUGAAAAAGCUGGUGGUUGUCUUCCGUCCCCUGCUGUAGAGUCUCUUACAUGUGAAUGUUAAAACUUAAAAAAGUUACAGAGUUGUGUCAUUAAAACACACUGGAGGCUUAGAAAUAAACAGAGAGAUCCAGAAA
Messenger RNA from Pygocentrus nattereri (red-bellied piranha), 6356 nucleotides. RefSeq names its product amylo-alpha-1, 6-glucosidase, 4-alpha-glucanotransferase a (gene agla). Gene Ontology annotation, biological process: glycogen catabolic process; glycogen biosynthetic process. Gene Ontology annotation, molecular function: amylo-alpha-1,6-glucosidase activity; 4-alpha-glucanotransferase activity. Bases 203 to 4807 code for a protein of 1534 amino acids. Lineage: Eukaryota; Metazoa; Chordata; Actinopteri; Characiformes; Serrasalmidae. The record is from RefSeq and is a predicted model, not a curated record. The transcript is spliced from 34 exons.